Messenger RNA from Paramecium octaurelia, 711 nucleotides. The record is from the annotation of a GenBank genome assembly. NCBI's taxonomy places the organism in Eukaryota, Ciliophora, Oligohymenophorea, Peniculida, Parameciidae.
AUGAACAAAUUAGAAUUGCCCACUGAUAUUGAGAAGAAUGAGUUCUUUGAUGAGGAUGCCAUAUCAAAAUCCACGAUAUAGGCUGUCAAUAAUUCAUUUGAUAAAGAACAACUAGACGAACAGAUUGAGAGACCAUUUACACCUGUAGAUACUUAGAUUGAGAUGAUUCCGAAAGAACAAUGUCCACAUUGCAAACGAUAAUUCUUUCAAGGUCGUCUAACAUUACACUUACGUAGUUGCACGGCUGAACAUCCCUUUGUAAAGAAAUCCAAGAAAUAAAAAACUUAAACCUUGCACACCCAACCCACUUAAUUGCCAUGUCCACAUUGUCAUAAGAAAUAUAGGAAUUUAAAGACACACACAUGUUAGACUAGAACGAAAGCACUGGAUAAAUAUAAAGUGGUGGCUUAAAUAAAUGAAGAAGAAGAAGCAGAUGAAACUUUGAUAUAGGAACUGUCCUCAAGUCAGCCAUCCUUCCUGCCCAAAAUAAAACAAAGAGUUGAAAAUAUAUUAUCACGUUCAGUGCCCAUAGUUAAGUGUCCAUAAUGUUAGAAGACAUUUGAACAAAAAGCAUAUGAAAAGCAUAUCAAUCUUUGUAUACGCAUGAAUAGUGGAAAUAAAUUUCAACGUAGUAUUUUCUGCACAAAUUGUGGCAAUAAAUUCGCCAACAGUCACAAAUACUGUGGUUCAUGUGGUAAAAAAAGACUAUGA